Molecule: messenger RNA, 5246 nt
Organism: Odontomachus brunneus
Lineage: Eukaryota; Metazoa; Arthropoda; Insecta; Hymenoptera; Formicidae
Gene: Frl
Product: formin-like protein
Exons: 17
Coding region: 1-3288 (1095 amino acids)
Biological process (GO): regulation of cell shape; cortical actin cytoskeleton organization; cell migration
Cellular component (GO): cytosol
Molecular function (GO): small GTPase binding; actin filament binding
Source: RefSeq, a predicted model, not a curated record
AUGGGCAUCGUGCAAAGCAGCCGCAGCGGCGAGAGCGAUGGCGGUGUACGCGAGGUAUUCGUCGGCGGUGUCAAGGCCGGCGUGCCUCAUCACUCGUGUCAACCCAGCCUGGGCAUGGGCAGCCUGGGUGGACCGCACGCACGCAGCGGCAGCGUACGCAGCGCACCGAGACAACCGAUGCCGGACACCGUCGAGCUCGAGAGACGCUUCACCAAAGUGCUGGCCUCCAUGGAUCUGCCACCGGACAAGGCGAAGCUUUUGAAGCAGUACGACAACGAGAAGAAAUGGGACAUCAUCUGCGAUCAAGAACGAGUGCAAGCGAAGGAUCCGCCUGCCCAUUACUUAGCGAAAUUGCGUACCUACCUGGAUCCCAAAGCAUCACGAAGCCAUCGAUCGUAUCGUUUCCUUACAUUCUUCCAGAAAAGAAAAAUGGUUGGGGAAUCCACGUCUACCCAAGUACUGCGAGACUUAGAAAUAUCCCUACGUACAAAUCACAUUGAAUGGGUGAGAGAGUUCUUGGACGAAGAAAAUCAAGGCUUGGAUGCUUUGAUAGACUAUCUCAGCUUCAGGCUAUUGAUGAUGCGGCAUGAGCAACGGCUCUUGGAAUCUCAUACGAGUUCCGAGGAAAAAUUACAAACCGGUAGCACAGGUGGUGGUGAUACCUCGACGUUGAAUAACGGAUGCCUGAGGCCGCCACUUCACGAACUCAAAGACAGCCCCGGUGUCAAGAGAAGAUCCAGACACGUGGCGCGCCUAAAUAUGGGCGAAGCUAAGGAUGAUAUUCAUGUUUGCAUACUCUGCAUGCGUGCCAUCAUGAAUAAUAAGUACGGAUUUAACAUGGUUAUCCAACACAGAGAAGCUAUCAACUGCAUCGCAUUGAGCUUAAUCCAUAAAAGUCUAAGAACGAAAGCUCUCGUGCUGGAGUUGCUCGCCGCGAUCUGUCUGGUGAAGGGUGGCCAUGAGAUCAUUCUGUCGGCGUUCGACAACUUUAAAGAAGUCUGCUGCGAGAGGAGAAGAUUCACGACGCUCAUGGCGUAUUUCACUCAAUAUGACAGCUUCCACAUAGAAUUCAUGGUCGCUUGUAUGCAAUUCGUCAAUAUCGUCGUACAUUCCGUCGAGGAUAUGAACUUCAGGGUGCAUCUGCAAUACGAAUUCACGAAGCUCGGGUUAGACGAAUAUCUCGAGAAACUUAGGCAUACGGAGAGCGAAGAUUUACAGGUUCAGAUCUCUGCUUACCUAGAUAACGUGUUUGACGUAGCUGCCUUGAUGGAGGACAGCGAAACUAAGACUGCAGCGUUAGAAAAAGUAGCGGAAUUAGAGGACGAACUUGGCCAUGCGCACGACCGAAUGGCAGAGUUGGAUAGGGAGUCGUUGGCGAAACUGGCGGAAUUGGAAACAGAAUUGGGCGCGUUGAAAGUAGAAUACGCCGACGCCUUGGAAGCGCGUAGGCUAGUGGAGGAGGAACUCACGGCUCUAAAACGACAGAGGCAGGAUUCCGCCCGGAGGCAAAGUGUUUUGGAGAACAAGAUCAUCGAAUUGGAGACUCUCACGGGUACCCUCACGAAAGGCUCUUCAGUCGCUAGUCUACGGAACGGAACCGCGACGAGUCCUCUGAACAAUUCGGACAGCGUGACGUCUCCACCGUUCAUGUCAACGCCGUCGCCAGAUCAUGCACCUCCACCGGCCCCGGCGCCGCCGCCACCUCCUCCACCGCCGUGUCCACCGCCGCCUCCUAUGGCACCCCUCUCACCCGGAGAUCACAAGUUACCGCCGCCUGUCCCAAUACCUCCGCCACCCGCUGGCAUGAUGCAAGCACCCGAUGGAGCGAUGACUAUUAAACGAAAAGUCCAAACAAAGUACAAACUUCCUACGCUUAAUUGGAUCGCUCUGAAACCAAAUCAAGUGCGGGGUACUAUCUUCAAUGAAUUAGACGACGAUCGUCUACAUAACUACAUCGACUUCUCCGACUUCGAAGAGCGAUUUAAGAUUGGUAUGAGCGGACACGUGGCGAACGGUAACAACGAGAUCGACGGGCUCCAGAGCUUUCCCAGUAAACGAUUUAAAAAACCGGAGAACGUAUCGCUUUUGGAGCACACGAGACUACGAAAUAUCGCUAUAUCGCGCCGAAAGAUGGAAAUGCCAGUCGAGAAAGUGAUAAUGGCGGUGAAUGCCCUCGACUUGAAGGUCCUUUCGCUCGAAAAUGUGGAAUUGUUACAACGUAUGGUACCUACGGACCAAGAGAUAAAGGCUUACCGCGAGUACAUCAUAGAGAAGAAGAACGUCAACUUGUUGACAGAGGAAGAUAAGUUUUUGAUGCAACUCGGUAAGGUAGAAAGGAUAUCUACCAAAUUGUCAAUUAUGAAUUACAUUGGGAACUUUUUCGACAAUUUACACCUCAUUACGCCACAAAUACAUGCUGUGAUAUCUGCGUCCAGUUCGGUUAAGAGUUCAAAGAAGUUAAGAGCAGUAUUAGAAAUCAUUCUUGCCUUCGGAAACUAUCUGAACAGUAGCAAACGAGGCCCCGCGUACGGCUUCAAAUUACAAAGCUUAGAUACAUUAUUGGAUACGAAAUCGACAGAUAAAAGGAUGUGCCUUUUGCAUUAUAUCGUCGCCACCAUACGCGUCAAAUUUCCGGAACUUAUUAAUUUCGAAUCGGAAUUGAUGUACAUCGACAAAGCAGCAACAGUGUCACUGGAGAAUAUAACAACCGAUGUUCACGAGCUCGAGAAAGGAAUGGACCUCGUGCGAAAAGAAUUCGAGUUGCGCGGCAAGGAGAAGCACAACACGGUAUUGCGCGACUUCCUAAACAACUCCGAAGAAAAGUUGCGCCGUUUGAAGCUUGAUGCACGCACUGCCGGCGAAGCGUUCCGAGAAUGUGUCGAAUUCUUCGGGGAAAGCCCGAGGCAGGCUGAUGCUAACACUUUCUUCUCUCUCCUUGUUAGAUUCGCGAGAGCAUUCAAGGCUGCGGAUCAAGAAAAUGAACAGCGUCGUAGAUUAGAGGCUGCUGCUGCGGAAGCUUUGAACGCGUCGGAGGAAGUUAUAAAACGUAAUAAAUUAAAUCAGAAGAAGCAACAGGAUGCUGUCAUAAAUGAACUGAAAAACAAGACACGGUUAGUGCAAGAGAAGAAGCUGUUGCAGCAGGACGAGGUGUAUAAUGGCGCCCUGGAGGAUAUUCUUCUCGGUCUCAGGUCCGAACCGUAUCGCAGAGCGGAUGCUGUGAGGCGUAGCCAACGAAGGCGCAUCGAUAAUCAUAGACUCUCACGCACUGCCGAAGAGCUUGAAUUAUAAUUUGCAUCUCCACACGUCUACAAAGUGCUUCAAUUCUAGAGAAGAAAUGCCUUGUAACGAUGGACCGCGCAACAAUCGACGUUUCAUUGUAACUCAGUUUAACGCAGACGCGAACCGUGUCGGCGAAAUAAUACCAAUAAACAAUCGGGUACUUUCGAGAGUAUUCUAAGAGACACACAGCACACAGUUAAAUAUGCUACUUAUACACUGCGUCACUUUUCCAAUUUUUAGAAGCUUUUCUACGUCCGAUAAUGCUUUGUCACGAGAAUACAAAUUUAAGAAGAAUCGAACGACAAUAUAUUCAGUACGUCCAAUUGAACUGGAUUUUUCGCGCAGGAGUCAUUUAGUGGUGCUGAAAGUUCAAUUGUCAUGAACUUCGAAUUUACACGAGCUUUACAAUGUAAAAUUUUUGAAUGUGUUAAUAACUCACGGAGCGACAAUAGCGCAUAGAGUUACGCUCUUUAUUUAUGACAUACUAAUGACCUUUCCACUUAUAAUGUUUAACGAGAAUCUCAUAGUUAAAAUCAUAUAAUUCCUUUUUCGAUCUAGCAUAAUAAUGUAUUCUUAAUUAAUGCAUUUCUUUGCAUUUCUUUCGAUACUGUUCUUUGACAUUUUUAUUCUAAAUUUGCGUGUAUAUCGAUUUAAGCGACAUAUCACUUUGUUCUGUUCUCAUUUUCUGUUCGACACAUAAGAUAUACAAACAUGAAAUUAUUUAAACUUAGUUGUUGUUGAUUGUUAUACGUAUAUUAAAGAUAUUUAUAAUUUUCAUAUCAAAUGAAUACGUUAAUUUUGAUUAAAUUGUUUAUAUCUCUUAUCCUAGAUGAAUGCUAUACAAAGUGAACGAAACGAACGUGUAACCCGUUAGUGUAAGUUUGUCUAUGGAAUCGAUCUAGGGGCAGUCGCAGGUUUUUAAGAAAUUUACAACACAGUAUCUGUGACAUUCCAACGACGUGUAACGAAAGCCAAGAAAUUCGUUACAUGGGAGUUAUAUUACAGGUUGUAUCCAGCUUGAGAAAGGAACGUCAGCGUUGCAUACGAGUCGUAAAUAAAUGUCUACAAUCUUUCGUAUCACGAUGGUUGCAACGAUGUAUUUUCUUGCAACACGGAAAUAAUUAAGGUCGUACGUAUAUUACAGAAGUGAUAAUUGACUACGUAUAGAUAUUCCAUGUAACUUUACGGUUGAAUGUCCGUACGAAGCGUGCAGCCCAUUACGCUGCGCGAACGAAAGUGAGAUUUACAGUUGCCUCAAAUAUUUGAGACGUUUUUUCGGAAAUGACAUUUUUGCGAAAUACUUACUACAUUCCUCAAACACCUCACACUUUGUCAAGAAUACUUAUAACGCAUUAACACGUAACAAUAGCAUUUUAUACUAUAAUAAUCGACAUGUAUUAAGCUAUGAAACUUACAGAAAAGGACAUACAGGAAUACAUACGAAUCAAAAGUUCGAAUGCCGAUUCUGAUAAAAAUUAUUCUUAUUACAUAAAUUUACAGCAAAAGACUGCAGUUCUACGAGCCUUUCUCUGAUUGACGACAUAUCUCAAGCUUUUCGAAGAAUGGAAUUAUAUUUUUACUUUUGUACGUUUUUGAUACUAAAUACUACUAGGAGAAAGAGAGAAAAGGAAAUGUAAAUAUUCGCUGUAAUAUAUAAUAUACUUAAGUAAUUAUAAAAUGUAAUUACCAUCGAUUGUAGAUGAAUUGCCAAUGUGAUGUUUAGAUAAAAUAUUUUUUGUGUUGUAAGUAUUACUUAGCAAUAUCGUCCAUUAGCGAUUUGUGACGGAAAAAAGCUACUGUCUCGCAAAACCUUUAGGAUUGAAGCAUCAACGUGUCUUGUGUAUUUUUUUUGCAAAAAUGUAAAUAAUGUGCAUUUCGUUAUAUAAGUUAUAAAAAUUAGCAAUAUGCUUUAAUUUGUAUAAAACCGGAUAUAUAAAUGAAUAAAUAUAAUAGUACAUCUCUCACUA